AUGACCUGUUUUUUAGGAGUGAGUCCCAACGCAAUAUAUCCUUGUCCUCAUUGCGACAAAACGUUCAAGGUCCUCGGUUCUCUAAGACGGCAUGCACGGUAUUUCUGCGGCAAGAAACCACCACCGCUGACGGGAUACAAAAAAUGGUCAGAAGAAGACUUCGAAUGCCUGAAAUGCAACAAACAUUACAAACUGUAUUGCACUUUAAAGAGACAUAUUAUCCACGAGUGCGACAAACCUAAAAAAAUUGCUUGUCCGGUGGUAGGCUGCGAUUAUAUGGCGAAAAUGAACGACAGGAUGCUGAGCCAUUGAUAUUUCACAUGCGAGACUUGCAACAAAACGUACAAGCAUUCAAGAUCGUUGAGAAAACACGAAAGGUUUGAAUGCCAGAAAGAACCGCAAUUUGUAUGCGUUUAUUGCCCAUACAAAGCCAAAUUAAGAGGCAAUUUAAGAAAGCACAUAAUGGUCAAACAUAGAGAAGAAUGGACUUCCGGUGCUGCGAAAAUUUAUGUGCAGAGAACCAAAAAACAACCAGUAGACGUUUAA
Psylliodes chrysocephalus is the source of this 546-nucleotide messenger RNA. The record is from the annotation of a GenBank genome assembly. NCBI's taxonomy places the organism in Eukaryota, Metazoa, Arthropoda, Insecta, Coleoptera, Chrysomelidae.